UGUUAGGUCUGUUAUAACGCUUCCAGCAGCAGCAGGCGCGUGGAGAGCGCGCGAGAGGGGCGGCAGGGAGAGGGGCGAGGGGCGCAGACACCCUCCACCGAGCCAUGGAUGAUCAAAGGCUUUUAAGACUGAUUUAAAUCAAAAAUCAACUUUAUGAACAACAUGCAAAAGAAGACAACAUUUUCCUUUAACUUAAACCAAUGUUUCAGUUUCCAUGAAGUUGCAAAUCGAAGAAGUUUCGGAAUCAAGAAAGUACUACCUGUCAACUGUUGGAUUAAUGCCUGAACCAGAAUUCUGGAAUCAUCCUACAAGAGUCGUAUAAGUUUACACGCGCGCUGUGACAUUGUAUGGUGGAAAAUAUGAAUAUUACAAUAAGAAUAUGGAUUCAUGAAUGCAUUUAUAGACAUUUUGGGACAACAUUAGACGAAGAGGAGUAAAGGUGAUAACAGUAUCAAUUUCGCCUCCCGACUUCUUUGAGGGCAAUUGAUUUAUUAGUAUCGAGUGAUUUGAACUGACGUUGCGUCCACUCCGAGUAGUAGAAACAUGAGUGGGGGCAGGUUUGAGUUUGAUGAUGGUGGGGCAUACUGUGGAGGUUGGGAGGGGGGCAAAGCGCACGGCCAUGGGAUCUGCACAGGACCUAAGGGGCAAGGGGAAUUCUCGGGCUCCUGGAAUUACGGAUUUGAGGUGGUCGGGAUCUACACCUGGCCAAGCGGAAACACGUACGAGGGGUACUGGUCUCAAGGAAAGCGCCACGGCUUGGGCAUAGAGACAAAAGGACACUGGGUAUACAAGGGCGAGUGGACUCACGGAUUCAAAGGAAGGUAUGGCACGCGCCUCAGUCAGGGAAGUGGCGCCAAGUACGAAGGUACAUGGAAUAAUGGACUUCAGGAAGGAUAUGGCACGGAGACUUACGCAGAUGGAGGCACAUUUCAGGGACAGUUCAUGGGUGGCAUGCGUCACGGCUAUGGCGUGCGUCAGAGUGUCCCGUACGGCAUGGCCGCAGUGGUCAAAUCUCCCCUGCGCACGUCCCUCACCUCUCUGCGCAGUGAACACAGCAACGGCACGCUGCUGCAACAAGACCUGCCUGUCAUCACCACCACCAACGCUUCGGGCCAGGAGACACUGGUCACCCCGUCCACCCCGGGUCCGUCCCGUGGUGGCUUCGCGCUCUCGCUGCAGUUUGACCCCAACGCUGUGCCGCCCAAGAAGAAGGGGCUGUUCCGACGCGGCUCGCUGCUGGGCAAGCUGAAGAAGUCGGACUCGCGCACCUCGCUGUCCAGCAACAAGAGCAAAAUCAGCUUCCUGGGACGCAGCGAGUCGGCCAUGAGCUCGGCCAGCGACGCCAACUCCACGGUCAGCCUGGGCGACAGCGAGCCAGAGGGCGAGGGAGGGGACUUCCCGCCAUUGGAGGCCGACAUCGACGCCACCACCACCGAGGUCUACAUGGGCGAGUGGAAGAACGACAAGCGCUCGGGCUACGGCAUCAGCGAGCGCUCCAGCGGCCUUAAGUACGAGGGUGAGUGGCUCAACAACCAGCGCCACGGCUACGGCUGCACCACCUUCGCCGAGGGCGGCAAGGAGGAGGGCAAGUACGUGAACAACAUGCUGGUCAAGGCGGUCAAGAAGCGCGUCAUCCAGCUCAAGGGCACCAAGAUCAAGCAGAAGGUGGAGCGCAGCGUGGAGGGGGCGCAGAGGGCCGCGGCCAUCGGAAAGCAGAAAGCGGAGAUCGCUGCCUCCAGGACCAACCAUGCAAAGUCCAAGGGUGAGGCAGCUGACCAGUCUGCUCAGGCUGCCAACCAGGAGUCCAGCAUCGCCAGGGUGGUUGCCAGGGAACUGUCCCCAUCCUUCUACCAGCCAGGUCCUGAAUACCUAAAGAAGCGUGCGCUGCAAGAGAUUGCAGAGAGGAACGAGCAUGCUGACCCCAUGCUGCAUGAGCCACUCCUGUCUGAGGAGUCUCCCCCCACACCGCCAGAAAGUCCAAUGGACAGCCUGCGGCCGAGCUCAGCCCCUGUCCGCACUCGCACCCCGUCCCCCUGCCCAGCGGAGCUGGCGGCCGCCCGCGAGGACCCUAACCUGCUGGGGCCCGGGGCCUGGAAUGGAGAAAAGGCCAAAGCAGGGUCCGGGAGCCGGGGGAGCAGCAGACAGGGCAGCAGGCCCACCACCCCUGUGGCCGCCCCUGCAGCGGAGGAGCGUCCAGCCAGCAGCCAAGGUCCCUCACGCACCCCCAGCCGCCAGAGCAACAAGGCUGAACAGGGCUCGGACAUGGAGAUCCAGCCCCUGCAGAAGAUGGCCACUGGGGCCAAAGCGGCAGAAACUGCUCCCGCUGCAGCGACUGUCGCUCCAGCGCCUACACCCUCUCCGGUCCCCACGCCCUCCUCUGCUCCAGCAGCUGCCCCGACUCCAUCGCCCACCCCCCAUGCCGCUGCGGCCCCAACACCGUCACGCUCCCCUGCUCCCCCUGCCCCUGCAGAGGAGGAAGAGGAGGCCCCAGCUCCUGGACCGUCCUCUCGGCCCGCCUCCAAAGUCUCCCUCAAAGCACCCACGCCAGAGCCCCGUCCGUCUUCGUCAGACCUCAGGCCGCGAGCUCCAUCCGUCACCGAGAGCAGGCCCUCGCCCAAGCCCUCGCCCAAGCCCUCUCCGAGACGCGAUCGCAGUCCUGCGCCCAAAGCCGAGCCCAAGCCCUCGCCCAAAGCUGUGGCCCGCGCCACGGCGAAAGCUCCUGCCAAGCCCGAGCCCAAGGUUGAGGUCCGACAGAAGGUUGUGGUCAAAACCCCCAGCGAGGUGGCAGAGCUCUUACAGCAGGAUGAGGGCCCAAAUACAAUAAUGAUAUGUAUGGUCAUCCUGCUGAACAUCGGACUAGCCAUACUGUUCGUACACAUCCUUUCCUGAAGCCUUGCAAACCCAGAUUCUCCACCCGUGUGGCGCUGGAGGAACAGGAGGAGCAUGGCCUCUGCCUUUACACUGGACCAUCGUGAACAUAGACUCUUCCCUGAUGCUCAGAGGGGCUGCAGCCCAGGGAUGACGGCCGAUCUGCUGGAGCAGUCCACUCUGAGCUCCGUCUGAAAGUGGACGAUGCCGCUCUCAUCUGCUGCCACUCACGGCAAGACAUACAGACAGACAGACAGACAGACAGACAGAUAGCUGCUUGGCCUGCCAGACACCAAGAGCAGUUAUCCCCUCCACCCCCCACCCCACCCCCAACCCAACGAGGAAGUUCCCCCACUCCCUCACUGCUCUGCUCUCAUGUGGAGAGAGGAUGUGGCCUCAGGUGUGAAAGGAUGCAGUAAGCAGCAGGGAGUUGGUAAAGCCGUGCUGCUGGUCUGGAUGAGAUGCUGGCUGUAAGGGGGUUUCGGUAAAGUGCUCUUAGUGGAUCACAACAGAGAUCUAGAAACUACUUCAUGAUACAGAAAAUGGAGCUCUUUACAGAAUACCAACCAGAAAUUCAUCAAGAUAUUUUAGUAGUCUAAAGUAGUCUAAUGAAAAUUCAUGAAAUUAAACAAAAUUAUGUUAUAAAGCCUAAACAAAGAUGGCAAAUACAUCAAAGAAAAAAGUGUAUUCUCUAUUGAUUUAUUAUUUAUGUCACUGGAUUGUUUCUGUUUUCAAGUAAUAUCCAAACAUUAUCUAUCUGUAACUUACAUGUACUGAGCAAAAUGUCUUAAAGAGUUUGCUAAUUUCACUGGUAGGCUGCUCAGAGUGCACGAUGAGUGAUCUUUGCACGUUGCAUUCUAGCGGCAGGAAAUCGCUUAUUCUUUCACGGUGGCAGAAAUCACUUUUUACCAUGAAUUCAGUUGGUCAUGACGGAAUGCUGUAGUAUUUAUGAAAUUAUUGAUUUGUAACGUGACUUGCUUGCACUUGUUUGACUGUGAGCCGAAGUUCCAUAAGAAGGAUGGGUGUCAGAGCAAAUGGAGGAGAGGAAAGAGGUGGAAGGACCUGGCACUGCUUUUGAAACCACUGUGUUAUUGGAGAUCAUGUGAAAAGGUUGUUAAAGUAAGUGCCAUGGAAUGUGUGUCUGCUGGUUGUAUUUUAAGAACACAGCACUACAACUGUAGGAGUUUGUGGUUGGGCAGAAGAAACUGAUUUUAAUCUCACUGUUCUGUAGAUAGUUUUUAAAAAUGUCUCGUUUUUUGGGGUGGUUAAUUAAUCAAAUUCAAAUCAAAAUCAAAUUGACUGAGAAAAAAAGAAAAAUUAAAAAAGAGAUAUGAAUUCAUUUGCUGGAGGCUGUUGUUAUGUGUUUUUUUUUGCGCAUUUGGUCAUUUUACAUCUAAAAAUAUGUGUGUUACACACACCUGUGAUAGCAGUAGUCAUGUACUGUCCCAUAUUUCAAAUGUGUGCAUGUUGUUCUGAGGGAGUGUAUUCCUACCUUUUCACAACAAUUCAAAUAGUGUCAUACGUUUGACUUUAGCUGAACUCAAUUAGCCUAUAAAUCUGUGACUUUAUGCAGUGUCCCCUGUAGUUUCACUGGAUUUGUGAAAUUUAGAAAAUAAAAGUACUUUGCUAGAACCUCAGGUACUAUUGCACUGUAGGAAGUAGGGUGUCAAUGGCAUGAACAUACACAAACACACACUAACACACUCUAUCAUUAUUGAUCUCACAAGUCACAAGUAGGUUUUAAAGGCUAUCUCUGUGUGCCAGCCGAAUUCUACAGUAUGUUAUAGGUGUGAAUGUUCACUCAAACCAUUUUAUUUCACCUGUUUGUUAACUGCCCUGUUAAAAUGUUUAUUUAUGGACGUUUACUUGUAUGUUUUAAUCUGCUGGCAGCAUCCCAGUGUAGAGAUAUUUUUGUUUGUUUAGAGAAUUAUUUUCAUGUAUUAUCUUCAUGUAGCCCUGUGGUCACAUUGAUAAAAGGCCCCAACUUGUAGGUUGGAUGUGAUUGAGGCCCUCACUGAAGUCUGUCAUCUAGAUAUUUAUUUCUGAUUCUGCUUUGCAUCAGUCAAAUUGAAAUAAAAACUAUUUUUCAGCUCAAACUUAA
Molecule: messenger RNA, 4969 nt
Organism: Alosa sapidissima (American shad)
Lineage: Eukaryota; Metazoa; Chordata; Actinopteri; Clupeiformes; Clupeidae
Gene: jph2
Product: junctophilin 2
Exons: 6
Coding region: 544-2889 (781 amino acids)
Cellular component (GO): sarcoplasmic reticulum; junctional membrane complex; plasma membrane
Source: RefSeq, a predicted model, not a curated record